CGAGCGGUCACACUGCCCUUACCCUCGUGUUCGCCGACUUAUUUUGAAAGAAAAAUCCCGAUUUUCGUGAAUUUGGAGCGAAUUAGCCAGCCUAGCUUAGGAAUCGGUCCUUUUGGGGAACGUGCAGCGCAAUGAGCACCGAAUCGGCGAAGCCGGCCUUGAGCCAGGAGGCCAUUGUGGCCCAGUUCCAACAGCUGCGAAAUGAGCAGCGCAACUUGGCCAACAGUCUAAACACCCUGGAAAUGGAUUUACGGGAGCACAAAACUGUGAUAGAAACUCUGGAGUCGGCGGAUCCGGAGCGUAAGUGCUUCCGUCUGAUUGGCGGUGUCCUCUGCGAACGGACUGUUAAGGAGGUUCUACCGCAGCUGGUGGAGAACAAGGACUUUAUCGCCAAGACCAUUACCAUGGUCACCGAGGACCUGAGCAAAAAAGGAAGCGAAUUGAACAAGUUCAAGGAGGAUAAUCACAUCAAGAUUCGGGGCGAACACCUCGGAACUGAGGGAUCAAAGGGUUCGGAUGCUGCGGAGAAGGCGGAGAACCGCAACGUCCUGGUCUCCAACUAGGAAUAGGCACUUCUCCUCCGCCCCCACACGCCGAUAAGUGCACCGUAUUUAUUGUGUCUUUGUGAAGAGGAGAGGGAACUAUGCCAGGAUUCGCGAACAAUAAUCCGCGAUAACGGAACAGUUCUGAUGUUGUAUGUAAUACUAGCUGUAAGGCUCAGCUCACGACACACCCAACAAAAAAAUGGCACCAACACAUCCAAUCCCAUCUCCACUUCCCUCAUUUAACAUAACCCACUCUGGCUACGAAAUUAAAGAGAACCGCUAACUUGAACUUCUGUAAACGGAAA
Drosophila bipectinata is the source of this 850-nucleotide messenger RNA. RefSeq names its product prefoldin 2 (gene Pfdn2). The record is from RefSeq and is a predicted model, not a curated record. Gene Ontology annotation, molecular function: protein folding chaperone. Gene Ontology annotation, cellular component: cytoplasm; prefoldin complex. Lineage: Eukaryota; Metazoa; Arthropoda; Insecta; Diptera; Drosophilidae. Gene Ontology annotation, biological process: protein folding.